AAACACCAAGGAAGAAGGAGAAGAGGCAGAAUAAGGAGAGAAGCGAGUGCGUGAAUGAGAACUGUGUUGUGUCCUCGAGCGGAAGCGACAGAAGUGUGCACUAAACCCAGAGCCGCAGCUCGAUGGGGACAUGAAGUCGCUCCGCUGCUUCUGCGUCUGUUCUCUGCUUCUGCUGAAAGUGUCCACGGGAUUUGGAGAUCUGAGGCGUCCUGAGAACGUCAGCAUGGACUCGCUCAACACCCGUUAUGUGCUGCGGUGGGACUGGCCUCAUGAGACCGCCAUCAACCAGACCGUCACCUUCACUGCACAGUAUAUACUGGAGUAUCAGUCCCGGAAGGCCAGUAAUGAGAAGAAAUGGAGAUUGGUGUGUGUCAAUGUUUUGGAGCAUCACUGUGAUUUCACUGGAGCUAUACUGCAUUACAAAAUCUCUUUUCUGCUGCGUGUGCGGGCCAACACAAAACAGCAGUCCUCCAGCUGGGUCCAGAUCAGUUUCUGUCCUGAGGAUCAUGCUGCUUUAGGUCCUCCCUCCAGCGUGAAGCUGAGCCCGGUUAAAGGAGAUCUAGAGAUCAUCAUCACCGAUCCUCUGAGCAGCACUAACCAGUCCAUGAAAACUUUGCUAGAAGACAAGUUGAGCUACCUCAUCCAGUACUGGAGACGCUCUGAAGAGCCUCAGAAGGCUAAAGUUCUGGAGACGAAGAACAAUCUGGUAAUGUUGACUGAGCUGUACAGACAGACGUGGUACUGUGUGAGAGUUCAGAGCCGUGAUGUCUUGCAUAACAAGAGCAGUGUCUUCAGCGACACACAGUGCACACACACUGAAGGUCAGAUGCCGUACUGGGAGACAUUUCUGUACGUCCUGAUCGGUCUGCUGUUGUUCUUCCUGCUGUUGUACUUCUGCUUUUACAAGAUGUUCACGCUCCUCAAGAACACCUUCUACCCAGCCAUUCAACUCCCGGAUCACAUUCAGGAGCUGUUGUUCAGUGAGUCCGAGAAGCCGCAGCUGCUGUCUCCAGAGUAUCCAGAGUCUGUGUGUGUGCCGCUGGUCUUGGUCAGGACUGAGCUGGACGCAGUGGCAGUGGAUGAGCAAUCAAACGCUGGAGAACAGGACUCCAGUACACACAGCCGACACAGCAGUGGAGACUCAGGCGUUUACUCCACAGAGGAGGACUCCAGUCACAGAUCCUCCACACACACUGACCUACAGAUGAGCAGCCAAAAGCACAGAGAAAAGCUGCAUGAUGGGACGCUGCUGGAGCUCUGUGCUUGAGACAACAGGACUCUGGCUUUUUGCAGCUUCGCCUUUUCUCUCUUCCAACAUCUGUCCACUUAUUGUGUACAUUUAGCCAUAUUUGUCAUAUCUGUGUGUUAACACAGAUAUUUCUUAUGAUUCUUAUAGAAUCUUAAUUCAUUAUUGUCAUUUGAUGUCUUUCUUCGUUAGCUUUAACAACAGCAGGGUUUAAAAGAGAAUUAACUGUCAUCCGUUAGUUGACCGUUUCGUUUGAUUAUUUCCUCAAUCUCCUCUCCAUGUAAGAUUCAACAAAGAGAACAAAAACAAAUUGUGAACCCUUUUGAGCCAAAGACCACGAUAAAACAAACAACAUUAAGUUAGUUUGAAUUGCAUUGAGGCAUUUUUCCAAUUUGCACUUUUUUACUAAAUGCACACAAAAUUCAAACAAUUUGACCAGUAACAACAAACUAGUCAAAAUCAGAGCUUUAUUGCCAAGAAUACUUGCGCAUACAAGGAAUUUGUUUUAGUGACAUAAGCUAAAACAAUUCAUGAUUCUAGUACACAGAGACAACAACACACGCACACACAAAUAAGUGUAUAAACAAUUGUGCUAUAAAUGAUAAUGGAAUGGGAUUGAGUAAGAUGCAGGAAUGUUCUAGGAUGGAGGGUUAACAAAUAAAUAUAAGGAUAUUGCACGUUUAUAAGCAUAAGUGGGGAACAUUUAACUGUUCAUGAGGUAGAUUGCCUGGGGGAAGAAACUGUUCUUGUGCCUUGCUGUUCUGGUGUUUGCGGCUCUGAUGGCAAAAGUUCAAAGAUGGGGUAACUUUGAUUUUAGGGAUCAAGAGUGAUUUUCUGAGCCCUUUUCCUCACUCUGGAUGUAUACAGUUCUUGAAGGGUGGGCAGGGGAGCACCUAUAAUCCUUUCAGCAGUCCGAACAGUUCUCUGUAGUCUUCUGAUGUCUGAUUUUGUUGCUGAACCAAACCAGACAGUUAUUGAAGUACACAGUACAGACUCAAUGACGGCUGAGUAGAACUGUUUCAGCAGCUCCUGUGGCAAGUUAAACUUCCUCAGCUGGCGAAGGAAAUACAACCUUUGCGGGGCCUUUUUAACAAUGGAGUCAAUGUGAUUGUCCCACUUCAGGUCCUGAGAGAUGGUGGUUCCCAGGAAUCUGAAUGACUCCACUGCAGUCACAGGGCUGUUCAUGAUGCUGAGUGGGGGGAGUGCAGGGGGGUUUCUCCUAAAGUCCACGAUCAUCUCCACUGUUUUGAGCGUGUUCAGCUCCAGGUUGUUAAGACUGCACCAGACAGCCAGCUGCUCAACCUCUUGUCUGUAAACAGACUCAUCACCGUCCUGGAUGAGGCCGAUGACUGUAGUGUCGUCUGCAAACUUCAGGAGCUUGACAGAGGGGUCUUUAGAGGUGCAGUCGUUGGUGUACAGGGAGAACAGCAGAGGGGAGAGAACACAUCCCUGAGGGGCGCCAGUGUUGGGGGAGCAGCUGUUUGAUGUGAAUUUCCCCAGUCUCACUAACUGUUGCCUAUCUGUCAGAAAGCUGGUGAUCCACCGACAGAUAGAGCUAAGAACAGAGAGCUGGGUCAGUUUGGUCUGGAGGGUUUUUGGGAUGAUGGUGUUGAAAGCCGAACUAAAGUCCACAAACAGGAUCCUCACAUAAGUCCCUGUUUUGUCCAGAUGUUGCAGGAUGAAGUGCAAUCCUAAGUUGAUUGUAUCAUCCACGGAUCUGUUUGCUCGGUAAGCAAACUGCAGGGGGUCCAGUAAGGGUCCAGUGAUGUCCUUCAGAUAAUCCAGAACCAGUUUUUCAAACGACUUCAUGACGACAGACGUUAGAGCCACAGGUCUGUAGUCGUUAAUUCCUGUUAUUUUGGGUUUCUUUGGGAUGGGGAUGAUGGUGGAGCGUUUGAAGCAGGAAGGCACUUCACACAACUCCAGGGAUCUGUUGAAGAUCUGUGAAAAGAUGGGGGCCAGCUGGUCAGCACAGGUUUUCAGACAGGCUGGUGUAACACCAUCUGGGCCUGGUGCUUUUCUUAAUUUUGUUCUUCCUAAAGACCUGGCGCACAUCAUCUUCACAGAUUUGAAGAGCAGGAGGUGUGGAGGGUGGGAUUGCAGGAUGUGUUAAUGGUUGUGUAGGGAGAUGGUCAGAAUGGGUGAUGGGGGUUUCAAAUCUGCAAUAAAACUCAUUCAGGUCGUUAGCAAGUCGUUGAUUAGCCUCAGUGCAAGGGGAUGGUGUCUUGUAGUUCGUGAUGGCCCUCAGUCCUCUCCACACUGAAGUUGAGUUGUUGGAAGUAAACUGGUCUUCCAACUUUUUAGCGUAGGUCUUUUUAGCCGCUCUGAUCUCUUUGUUCAGUGUGUUCCUGGCCUGAUUGUACAAGACCCUUUCCCCAUUUCUGUAGACAUCCUCUUUGGCCUGACGAAGAUGUCUGAGUUUUACUGUAAACCAUGGCUUAUCAUUGUUGAAUGUUAAAUAAGUCCUGGUAGGAAUGGAUAUAUCCUCACAGAAACUAAUAUAGUAUGUUAGAGUCUCUGUGAGUUCGUCCAGAUCGGUGGUAGCAGCUUCAAAAACACUCCAAUCAGUGAUGUCGAAACAAGAUUGUAAAUCCUGCUCUGCUUCACUGGUCCAUCUCUUCACAGUCCUUACUACAUGUUUAGCAGAUUUAAGUUUUUGCUUGUAUGACGGUAUAAGAUGAACCAUACAGUGAUCGGAACGUCCCAAAGCUGCUCGUGAAACGGAGUGAUAUCAUCCUUUAUUGUGGUGUAACAGUGAUCCAAUAUAUUACUGUCUCUGGUGGGACAUGUAACAUGCUGUCUGUAUUUUGGCAGUUCACGGGAGAGAUUGGCUUUGUUAAAGUCCCCAAGAAUGAUUAAAACAGAGUCCGGGUGUUGUUGUUCUGUGUCUGUGAUCUGAUCAGUGAGUUUCUGUAAAGCUGAGCUCACAUGCGCUUGUGGAGUGAUGUAAACACUGACCAGAAUGAACGAAUGAAACUCCUGUGGUGAAUAGAAUGGCUUGAAGUUGACAAACAGCAUUUCUAGAUCAGGACACCACAUCUUCUUUAACACAGUUACAUCUGUAUACCAGCGUUCAUUAAUGUUAAAGCAUGUCCCGCCGCCGCGUGAUUUCCUUGUUGAUUCUGCGUUGAGAUCUGCUCCAAACAGCUGAUAGUCCAGCAGAUGGAGCACGCUGUCUGAUAUGGCGUCAUUCAGCCAGGUUUCCAUGAAACCUGAAUUCCCAUGAAACACAGAGCAGCAGAGUGUGAGAAAUCCUUAUUUGUCCAAAUAUGCAAGAAGGAGUUAGUUUGUUUUGUUGGGUAGAGAGCGGAGAUUUGCCACAUGGAUGCUAAGCAACGGCGUUCGAAAUCCGCGUUCGUGUCUGGCAAGCGCUCCCGCUCGCUUCCCCCGUCUGCGCGUCCUGAAGCGUUUGAUCAGCGCCGCUGCACCUCCGAUAACAACGUUCAGUAAAACGUCUGAAUAAUUAUAAUCCACUAAAAGAUCUUGUGGUGUGUUCUUGCGAAUGUUCAGCAGUUCUUCCAUGGUGAAACUGAUCGUGUUUCUUUAACAAAAAACAGGAAAAAAAUUACAAAAACAUUACAAACACUGGAGAGCCAAGCACUGAAGCAGCUGUGUGAGGCGACAUGGACUGAUCAAUAUAGUGUUAUAGAUUUACACACUGCAGCCGUUGUUCUCUUGAAUCUGAGUGAGUUAGACACAAUACCAUUGGGUCAUGUUAUAUGUUCUGUUUCAUGAUUGAUUAAUGGAAGAAAAGACAAGACAAGAUUCACAAAACAAAAUUAAUCAUAUGUACAUUCACUAAAAGGUCUGUUCAACACAAUAAAAAAAAAACGAUUUACAUAACCUAGAUAUACCUCAUUUACCCUGAGAUUACAUUCUGCGUUCCACACCACUUUUAGACACGCGCUCCCAAACUUCCCCAAGCACUUCCCCUCGGGGGAAUCCCACGGCCAUACUGAAGUGUGUCUGGAUAAGGGAAGUUUAUCCCUCGACCCCUCGAUUCUGACCGAGGGAUCAAGUCUGCUUCAUUUGCACAGUUCUACCUCUCCACAGAACACGAUGCAACACAGUUAUUAUUGUCAGUGUUUUUACAGAUAAAUAUACAUUUGUAUGUAAUCUAGAAAUCAUAGGUUUGGUCUAAAGAACAGUGUUUUAUGGCAAUAGCAUUUGUUAAGAGUUGUAGUAUUUUAUGGAGCAAGAUGUUGCUUCAUUUCAUGUUUUUAGAGGAUGUUUGUAAGUAAUGGAAAUACGUUUGUGAACAUUUUGUAACAAUAUUUGUAUUUUUGCAUUCCAGUUUGACAAAAAAUAAAUAAAAAGCCUGAACUGUA
Molecule: messenger RNA, 5574 nt
Organism: Carassius gibelio (silver crucian carp)
Lineage: Eukaryota; Metazoa; Chordata; Actinopteri; Cypriniformes; Cyprinidae
Gene: il10rb
Product: interleukin 10 receptor, beta
Exons: 7
Coding region: 131-1267 (378 amino acids)
Molecular function (GO): interferon receptor activity; protein binding
Source: RefSeq, a predicted model, not a curated record